AGCUUUGUUACUCUUGCGUUCCUGGAUUUCUUGUGCACUUAAAUUGAAUGCACAAAACAAUUAAUUUGAUGCGUUUGAGUACCUGUGAACACCUAGUUUAUUUGGUGAGCGGUCGCAUUUACAUUAAAGUUUGACUCUGUAAAACAAGUGCCUGACAGACAGUUAGGAAAAAAAUCUUACUUGCUAAGAAUUACCUUACGUACAAUUGAAACUAGGAUUUCUGGAAUGAGAAGAAAGGAAAAUAUUCUUCUAUACAUAUAAAAACAUAAUAUACGUAUUCAUUUUCGCUUCCUUUGAAAAAUCCUCGUUCCAAGCAUAGCCUUACUAUGUCUGGUUAAUCUUUACUGUAAUUCUAUUAGAGCUUUUGCACGAGGACUGAAGCCUUUAACUUUACUGCUCUAUUGUUAUACUAUCAUAGAGAUUUAAAAAUAAAGGGAAUAUCUGCUAGCUCAUGCAAUCAUGAGUUUUGUCUUUCGUGGGGUCAGAUCUGAUAUUGAAAGUGGAUUUUCUGGAUUCGUUCCUGAACGACGUGCUGUGCGUGUUCAUGCAGUAAGGCCAAUUAAUACCAACUCCCUGGCAUUUCUUGUCACUGUGCUGCUGCUGUUUACUGUCCUAAAUUCUCACCAGAUGUCACCAAAUUUUCUGCUAUGGCUAGUUCUUGGUAUAUUUUUGAUGGCGACAAGCCUUAGGAUGUUUGCAACUUGCCAACAACUCCAAGCUCAGGCCCAAGCUCAUGCUGCAGCUGCCAGUGGCUUGCUUGGUCGCACCGAGUUCCGUUUGCACAUGCCACCAUCAAUAGCACUUGCAACAAGAGGGAGAUUGCAGGGAUUAAGGCUCCAGCUUGCCCUUCUUGAUCGUGAAUUUGAUGACCUAGAUUAUGAAACUUUGAGAGCUCUGGAUACUGAGAAUGCUUCUGCAACUCCAUCAAUGAGUGAAGAAGAGAUCAAUGCAUUGCCUGUUCACAAAUAUAAGGUCACCGGUCCACAGAGUGAGGGAUCAUUGCCGCAACAGGCCUCAUCUUCAUCCACUUCUCCCGAGAAAAAUGAAGACUUGAGAAAGGCAGAUGCAAACGGGAAGGCUUCCUCGGAAGAAUUGACAUGCACAAUAUGCUUGGAGCAAGUUAACAUGGGAGAACUUGUUCGAAGCUUGCCAUGUUUACAUCAGUUUCAUACCAACUGUAUUGAUCCAUGGUUGCGGCAGCAAGGCACUUGCCCGGUAUGCAAACUUGCAGUUGGGUCAGGCUGGCCUGAAAACAGGAAUGGCGAGGCAGAUGGUGAUAACAUGGUUUAGCACCCUUACUCUAUUACAGUGCACAUGCAAUAAAGCUGUCUAAUAUACUCAUUAGUCAAAAUAGUAUAUGCUGCAUCUCAGUAUGUGUAUGUAUGCAUGUAUGUAUGUAUGUAUGUAGUGGCUUCCAUGAUGUUGCGAACUUUUCCUUGGUUUUCUUCUCAUCUUAUGUCAUAUUUGCUCUAUAUUGUGUU
Molecule: messenger RNA, 1481 nt
Organism: Diospyros lotus (date-plum)
Lineage: Eukaryota; Viridiplantae; Streptophyta; Magnoliopsida; Ericales; Ebenaceae
Product: E3 ubiquitin-protein ligase SDIR1-like
Exons: 9
Coding region: 460-1290 (276 amino acids)
Source: RefSeq, a predicted model, not a curated record